Pipistrellus kuhlii (Kuhl's pipistrelle) is the source of this 5028-nucleotide messenger RNA. RefSeq names its product calcium/calmodulin dependent protein kinase kinase 2 (gene CAMKK2). NCBI's taxonomy places the organism in Eukaryota, Metazoa, Chordata, Mammalia, Chiroptera, Vespertilionidae. Gene Ontology annotation, biological process: protein phosphorylation; CAMKK-AMPK signaling cascade; activation of protein kinase activity. Gene Ontology annotation, molecular function: protein kinase activity; ATP binding. Bases 193 to 1926 code for a protein of 577 amino acids. The record is from RefSeq and is a predicted model, not a curated record. The transcript has 18 exons.
GCGCGGGAGGCGGCGGCGGCGGCGGCGGCCUUGGCGGCGGCGCGGAGCCCAGGGCCGGACCAAUGGUGUGCGGGGCCAGACGUUCCCCACGGCUGAUAUAGAAGGUCGACCGGACAGCUACCCUCCAGGUGGCACCGCUGCUCAUGGGACUGCCGCGGGGCGUGCUCGUCAGAUGAGGUCCGCACACGCACCAUGUCAUCAUGUGUCUCUAGUCAGCCCAGCAGUGACCGGGCCGCCCCCCAGGAUGAGCUGGGGGGCGGGAGCAGCAGCAGCAGCAGCAACAGCGAAGGCCAGAAGCCUUGCGAGGCCCUGCGGGGCCUCUCGUCCCUGAGCAUCCGCCUGGGCAUGGAGUCCUUCAUCGUGGUCACCGAGUGCGAGCCGGACUGCGCCGAGGACCCUGGCCCCACCCAGGACCCGCUCCUGGAGGCUGAGGGCCUCGACGCGGGGGCCCAGGCCCGACCCCGCCUCUCCAGUCGCAAGCUGUCUCUGCAGGAGCGGUCCCAGCUGGAUGCAAACGGCCGCUGCAUCCACCCGGCCCAGCCCUCCUCCCCCGUGGGCUCCCCGCAGUCCUCGCCCCGGCUGCCCCGGCGGCCCACCGUGGAGUCCCGCCACGUCUCCAUCACGGGUUUGCAGGAUUGUGUUCAGCUGAACCAGUACACGCUGAAGGAUGAAAUCGGAAAGGGCUCCUAUGGCGUGGUCAAGUUGGCCUACAAUGAAAAUGACAACACCUACUAUGCGAUGAAGGUGCUAUCCAAAAAGAAGCUGAUCCGACAGGCGGGCUUUCCACGUCGCCCCCCGCCCCGAGGCGCCCGGCCAGCCCCCGGGGGCUGCAUCCAGCCCAGGGGCCCCAUUGAGCAGGUGUACCAGGAAAUUGCCAUCCUCAAGAAGCUGGACCACCCCAAUGUGGUGAAGCUGGUGGAGGUCCUGGAUGACCCCAACGAGGACCAUCUGUACAUGGUGUUUGAACUGGUCAACCAAGGGCCUGUGAUGGAGGUGCCCACCCUCAAGCCGCUCUCUGAAGACCAGGCCCGUUUCUACUUCCAGGACCUGAUCAAAGGCAUCGAGUACUUACAUUACCAGAAGAUCAUCCACCGGGACAUCAAGCCUUCCAACCUCUUGGUGGGAGAAGACGGGCACAUUAAGAUUGCGGACUUCGGCGUGAGCAACGAGUUCAAGGGCAGCGACGCGCUCCUCUCCAACACGGUGGGCACACCGGCCUUUAUGGCGCCCGAGUCGCUCUCCGAGACCCGGAAAAUCUUCUCCGGGAAGGCCUUGGAUGUUUGGGCCAUGGGUGUGACACUCUACUGCUUUGUGUUUGGCCAGUGCCCGUUCAUGGACGAGCGGAUCAUGUGUUUGCACAGUAAGAUCAAGAGCCAGGCCCUGGAGUUCCCAGACCAGCCCGACAUAGCCGAGGACCUGAAGGACCUGAUCACCCGCAUGUUGGAUAAGAACCCCGAGUCCAGGAUCAUGGUGCCCGAGAUCAAGCUGCACCCCUGGGUCACGAGGCACGGGGCGGAGCCGUUGCCGUCGGAGGACGAGAACUGCACGCUGGUCGAGGUGACCGAAGAGGAGGUCGAGAACUCGGUCAAACACAUUCCCAGCCUGGCGACCGUGAUCCUGGUGAAGACCAUGAUUCGAAAACGCUCCUUCGGGAACCCGUUCGACUGCAGCCGGCGGGAGGAGCGCUCGCUGUCGGCGCCCGGAAACCUGCUCAGCAAAAAACCAACCAGGGAAUGGGAACCCCUGUCUGAGUCCAAGGAAGCGCGGCAGCGAAGACAGCCUCCCCGGGCCCGACCCGCCCCUCUCGGGGGAGGAGGAAGUGCUCUUGUGAAGGGCGGUCGGCGUGUGGAGAGCUGGGGGGCCCUGGGCCCCGGCCACCACCGGACGCGCAUGCACCCUCUGCGGCCAGACGACGCGAUGGAGUAGCGGCCGGACGCCCGUGACCUCGCAUGCUGGGCGUCUCACCUCCAGGGCUGCGCACCCUGCGUUUCCAUAGCAGCAUGUCCUACGGAAACCGAGCACGUGUGUAGAGCCUUGCCGUCAUCUCUGGUUGUUUUUUUUUUUUUCUUUUCUUUUUUUUUCUUCCUUUGUUGUUUUUUAAAGGGGACAAAGAAAAAAACAACAACACACAACAACCCACAAAACACUCCAUGACAUUGACCUUGGCCGCUGGCUGGCUGAACAGGCAAGUGUGAGGAGUUGCAGGCCCAGAGCCACAUGCAUUUUGGGACAGUUUUGCUUUAUAAAACGUUUUUAUGCCAAAAAAUCCUUCAUUGGGAACCCGGAACCACGUCAGAUAUACCGAGAGGACAUGUGUGUAUGGGGGGGGGGGGGUUGAAGAGGGUGAAAACCUGGCUGAAAACUCAGAAGGCGUGGCCUGCGACCACAGAGUGAGUGAGCUGCCACAUCUGAAAGGGAGAAGAGUGGAUGAGCCUUCUCCUGCAAACCCCAAACCCAGAACCACACCACCUUCCAGCACCGGGACUCACGGCAGCGAGGCAGGGCCAGCCCUCAGUAGCUGCGGGGAGCUUGGAUGCAACCUAUUUGUAAGAAGGACUUGAACAUUUUUUUAUUUUUACUUUAUUUUAUUUUAUUUCUUCGUGUGACUGGAAUUGUCAGGAAAACAGAAAGGGCUUGAUGGCGAAUUGUUUCACAGAGGGGAUUGUCAACCCUAAAGGGCAUUUGUGGUGGAGGUGGUGGCGGUGGAGGGAGAAGUUUUGCUUAAAGGACUUGAAUGCAUACGGGGAGGUGGCCCAGCUCUCUCAGCAAAUCUCUCGUUCCGUUACAAAAAAUCAGGGUGAAAUCCUCUACUUCCAUGGAGACUCCAUGGCUUAAGGGGGAGCAAACAAGCAAAAACGGUCCCUUCUCCAACCAGCCUGAACGUGAGUCCUUCAGGAACCACCCAGACCCUCCAGGACCUAGUCCCCGGCUUCGGGCGGGUGAUGGGAGUUAGAACCCACGAAACCCGCGCUUGUAAAUUAGCAGCUUAGCUUGUUGAUAGCCUGUGUGAUUCUAGACACGGAACACUUUGUUCUCCCCUUAAAUGCCAGCCGAGCAUUGUCCGUAGUGAAACAGUUUAUCCAGUUUCCAGAGGGCCGGUUAGGAAAUGGUUUCAUUCGACCGAGACGCAACCCAUCAUCCGUAGCAGCAAAGCUCUGUUAGGAUGGACACGGGGAGAACCCUGACACGCCCUAUGGGGAAGGCCGUGGGAAUCCAGAGCCCUCCUCAGGGUCCCUGGAACCCGGGCUCGGCACAGGACUUCCCUUCCGCAGUCAGAAGCCCAGAGAGAAAGGUUUAUCCUGUCUGACCUCCAUCUGGUCCUGGGCAAUGGGGCUGCAGUCCCAGCGGGUCUUCUUCCAGGGGCACGUGUGGGUGAUGGUGAAGGUCAGGGGUUAGGGAAACUGGGAGGACUUUGUCCUGGGAGAUUCCCGGUGCUUUGUGGAACCCGGGGAAACACUACCUGCUUUCUGUAGUCUCUGUGCGGUCGGCCUUGGUAUGAGGACAUUUGGAGAGAGAGACAGACAGGCAGACAGACAGACACAAGCAAGGACUGGUGCCCCUGCCCAGCACGUCCUCAGAGCCCAGGAAUUCUUGGCAUCUGUAGAUCUUGAACGUAAGCUCUGGACUGUCUGUCAUUUGGCCAGUCUUUUCUCGUGAUCCUAUAACAGUACAGAAUGAGGAACUGCUGGUUUCCAAAGAGCAAAGGACACCUGUCCCGAUGGAGGGCCCUCUCGCCUGUUUGCUUGCUGCUUGUAACCUGGCACUUCCUCCUGCCCUCCCUCCCUGCUAUGCCUGUUUAGAUGCCUGGGCCCCACCCCUUCCCGGAGCGGGUGGGGUCUGGUGGGUUUGCAGCGAGCUCCUUGCCGUUGUGUUGUUUGUCUCAGCUGGUUCAUGUGACUCCGGCCUGGCGGGUGGCGCGUCCCACACAGAUCUUCUGCAGAACUCCUGUGCUGACACAGCCACACCGGGCAACGCCAUCUCCCCCCCCCCCCCCCCCCCCCCCCCCCGCGACCUCGCGUGGCAGGUUUCACGUGUGGAAUGCCAGCCAUUAGGCAGCACCCAUUUCAGCGGUGGGUUAGGGAGGCCCAAGUUCAUGACUUUUUUUUUUUUUUUUUUUUUUAAACAAAGAAACACCAAAGAAAGCUGUGGAAAGGGACUGGCUGCCACCCCCAGGAAGCCUAAGCAGAGAGGGCUGUACCAUGAGGUGUUAACUACCACCCCCUUGGGGCACAAACGUUGGUUUUUCCAAAGCCGGCUCUCGGGCGAGGGGAAGCCAUUAGGCGCAGCGGUUUCCGGUGAGCCAAAGGCCGCCCGUCCGUUUCUCCCGUUGCCGGCUCGUCUGUGGGACCGAUUGGGUGUAAGCAACCUGUGGCCUGCAUCUGGGCCUCGAAGGAAGCACAACUUUGCCAUCUUUUCCUCUGCCCCGUUGUACCCCUCCCCGCUCCCCCCGUCCCUAUUCUGCUGGCUCACCAGUGGCUCCCAUAAAGCCUUAUCUAGCCCCUUGUCGGCACUGGGGGCCCGAGAGGCUGUCUCCCCGCUAGCCCGGCCUUUCCUGAGAGUUAGGGCUCCUGUCCUCAAAGCCUGUCUGGACCAAGGAGGCUCAUACCUGUGCAUUUAGACACACAGGUUCGACCUGCCACUCACCCAUCUUCCCGGGGGGAGCUUCACGUUGCCAGGGGGGGAAGAACCAUGACCUCCAACUUAUUUCUAAGGUGCUAGGGAAGGUUCCAAGGUCGUCGGUCCCCAUCUUCCCUCCAGCUCUACGGGCCGAGUUUCGUGGGACUGCUGACUUUUCUAUUCUGUGAUUGAUUUACUGCCCGAUGUUUCCGUUUCAUUCCUGAUCCUUUCUACUAUGCAUUUUUCCUUUUAUCAGGUGUACAAAGUUAAAUACUGUGUAUUUAUCACUUAAAAAGACAUGAACUUGAGAAGAAAAACAAAACAACAACAAAACAAAUAAGCCUUUGGUGUUUUUCCACAAAUGUUUAAGCUUCUCUGUAAACUUGAAAUAAACAGCCAAAAUGGUGCAAA